AUGAUGUCAUAGCCGUUGAAUUCAUCUGAUUCACACUUUCACUCGUUGCUUUCUUAUAGAAAUUGAAUUCAACUCCCCAUCUUAAGGCUCUUUGGCCCUACAUAGUCUUUGCCUCGGCUUUCACCGACCCUUUCGAGGCGAGCCAGCCUUGCCUUUGCAUUCUCUUCCACCAUUCUCCCUCAAAACUCCCUCCAACAUUCUUUUCCUUGGUUUUUUCAUCUAUCCCUCCUAUAAAAAUCGAUUAUUUUGUUCUUUUACCUCUUAAAAAUCCAUUCUUGGAAUUCAUUUAUCCAUAUACACCAUACUUGUGCAUGUCCCUUUUGGUUGUUUUGCUUUUGUGAUAAGUAAUUGUUGGUUUAUUGGUUUUUCAUGAUGGCUCCGGAUCUAAGAAGAAAUGGGUCGGUAGUAGCUUUAGCCCUGUUAGUCUCUCUGGUUGUUAAUGGUGUUAUUUUUUAUGUAGAAGGUAACAAUAAUGUGGUUUUUGAGGUGGAACAUAAAUUUAAAGGGAGAAGGAAUGAGAAUGGAGGAAGAGGGUCUUUUUUGACUUCACUCAAGGCUCAUGAUUCCCACCGCCAUGGCAGAAUGCUUGCAGCCCUUGACAUGCCUUUGGGUGGCAAUGGUUCCCCUACAGAUGCAGCGCUCUAUUUCACUAAGCUUUCGAUUGGGACUCCUCCUCAGGAUUAUUAUGUGCAAGUGGAUACAGGAAGUGACAUUCUCUGGGUAAACUGUGCUGGCUGUGUCAGAUGCCCCAAGAAAAGCAGUCUUGGUAUUGACUUGACUCUAUAUGACAUGAAAGCCUCCAGCACUGGGAGACUUGUUAGUUGUGAUCAAGACUUUUGCUUGUCUGCAUUCAAUGCCCCAGCCUCUGAUUGCAAGGUUGGUAACCCCUGUGCAUAUUCUGUUACUUAUGGAGACGGGAGCUCAACCGGCGGAUAUUUUGUCAGAGACUAUGCAAAACUUAAUCAACUGUCGGGAAAUCUUCAAACCAUACCCAUGAAUGGUAGUAUAGUGUUUGGGUGUUCAUCUCAACAAUCUGGAGAGCUAGGGUCAUCUACUGAAGCAGUUGAUGGCAUAAUUGGUUUUGGACAAGCAAAUUCAUCUAUUAUUUCACAGCUUGCUUCAGCAGGAAAGGUUAAAAAAAUAUUUUCACAUUGCUUGGAUGGUAUCAAUGGAGGAGGCAUAUUUGCUAUUGGACAAGUAGUGCAGCCAAAACUAAAGACAACACCAUUGGUCCCAAAUGAGGCACAUUAUAAUGUUGUUCUGAACGCAAUUGAGGUGGGUGGUGACGUUCUAAACCUUCCCUCAGAUGUAUUAGGAGGUGGAUCUGGAAGUGGUACAAUAAUAGACAGUGGUACAACCUUGGCUUAUCUUCCUGAUGAUGUCUAUACUCCACUUAUGGAAAAGAUUACGGCAUCCCAAUCCAACUUGAAAAUCCAUAUUGUUGAAAAUCAGUUCAAGUGCUUUGUCUAUAGUGGAAAUGUUGAUGAUGGAUUUCCAGUUGUUACUUUCCACUUUGAGGAUUCACUUUCUUUGACAGUUUAUCCCCAUGAAUAUCUCUUUGAUCUUCAUGAUGAUCAAUGGUGUAUUGGUUGGCAGAAUAAGGGUAUGCAGACAAGAGAUGGAAGGGAAGUAACUCUUUUGGGAGAUCUUGUACUCGCAAACAAGCUUGUUUCGUAUGAUCUUGAAAAUCAAACCAUUGGAUGGGCUGAAUAUAAUUGCUCUUCGAGCAUCAAAUUGAGAGACGAGAAGUCAGGAAACGUGUAUGCUGUGGGUUCUCAUAUCAUUUCUUCAGCUCGCGGCCUGAAUGCUGGAAAAGCUCUAAGGUUCCUAUUGUUAAUCAUCACAUCAUUGUUGUAUGCACUUUUGAUCCCAUGAACAUUUAAAAUCAUACAAGCUGAGAAGGAGGCAUUAUGAUAGUGUACCAUGGUACUCAUAGUGAUCAGGCAUCUUGCUGAUUCUUUGGACCAUUAUAAUUUCUCAUGUGUUUAAAGUGAAAGUCAGUUCGUCGAGACAUCUUGUGACUCCAUAAUCUUCUUGAUCAAGCUGAACUCUACUCACAAAACCAUAGCUAAUUCUUUUGAUCUCAAAAGAGAAAUAGGCUCUGCAAAAGGAUUUCGGAGGUUGAUGUUGAACAUUAUUCUUAUUUGGAUGUUAUUGAUACCCCAGAUGAUUAAGGAAAGCCUAUAGGAAACAGAUGGUGGAAAGGAGUAUACAUUCUUUCUGACUCUUUGGAACUUCCUAGUGUAUACACAUAUUUCACAUGGAAUGUAUCUUAUAAUUCAUCUGUUCUUUCUGUUUA
Messenger RNA from Coffea eugenioides, 2299 nucleotides. Its product is annotated as aspartic proteinase-like protein 2. The transcript is spliced from 10 exons. NCBI's taxonomy places the organism in Eukaryota, Viridiplantae, Streptophyta, Magnoliopsida, Gentianales, Rubiaceae. Bases 370 to 1875 code for a protein of 501 amino acids. Gene Ontology annotation, molecular function: aspartic-type endopeptidase activity. Gene Ontology annotation, biological process: proteolysis. The record is from RefSeq and is a predicted model, not a curated record.